GCUAAAAGCUGACAACGCCGUAACACACGUAGGCAUUUCCAAACCGGUUUGAACGGUUUGUUGCAUGACGAUCAUCAGCAAGGCGUCCUUUAAGACCGGCAUGAAAAUGUUCACAGCCGGGAGCUACGAGUGGGCCAUACCAGAAUUCGAGCGGCUGACUGCAGCGGACAAGCAGGUCUCACCAACGUUUGUCAUUGGGGGGUCUUCAUGGCGCAUGCUGUGCUUCCCGCGCCAGAACGCGACGCCGCACCAGAACGUGUCGGUAUUCCUGGAGUACCCGGAGGCCUCCUUCACGCCCAAUCACCUCAGCCCGACGGCCAGUUUCAAACUCAUCAUCAAAAACUUCAAAGACCCCAGCAAGAACUUUGAAAAGAGCGCGGACAACACGUUCAAGUCUCACCAAGAAGACUGGGGCUUCAGCCAGAUGCUGCCGCUGCAGGACCUCAACAAGGAGUCAGGCUAUUUGCGGGAGGACGGCGCCAUGGUGGUGCGGGUGGAGAUUUCAGUGCCGGCACCACUUCCUGGCGGCAGCUACCCGGUCAAGCUUAGCACGGCAACACCCGGCCUGAGCACGGACCUGCUGUCCCUGCUUGACAACCCCGGCACCACCUCAGACCUCACCAUCACUGCCACCGGCUCCGAGCUUCCGGGUGCGACUGGGUGCGACGCCGGCGCCGACGCCCGGCCCCAGAGCCGCAGCUUUGCCGUGCACCGCGCCAUCCUGGCCGCGCGCUGCCCCUACUUCCGCACGCUCUUUGAGAGCGGGCUGGCCGACAGCGGCGCGCGGGAGCUGAACCUGCCAGACACGGACCCGGACGCGCUGCGGCUGUUGGUACGGUUCAUGUACGGCGACGGCUUGGCCGUUACCUCCCGCGAGCAGGCGUACAGCUGCCUGUCACUGGCGGACCGGCUGCUGCUGACACAGGCCGUGGAGCUGCUGCGGGAGCACCUGCUAUCCUCGGUGUCCGCCGCCACCUUUGCGGCGGACCUGCUAUGCGCGGCGGGGCUGGCGGGCGAGCAGACGCUGCUCCGCUCCCUGGUGGCGCGGUUCGCGGACCUGGGCGAUGACGUGCCCGAGGCCGACCUGAAGCGGGUGGAGGCGGAGCGGCCGCAGCUGCUGCUGGAGCUGCUGCUGUCGUGCCGCGCAGCCAAGCGGGCACGGACGUGAGGGGCAGCGGAUGGAUGGGGAUUGCGGUCGGCGGUGGACGCACGGGGCACUGACGCGGGCAGCAUUUGGGAGAUGAAGCAUCGCCCCAGUGCAUGCAGGAUGAUCGGCGCUCAUCAUUAGCAGGGCCCUAUAGUGAAUACGGCAGGUGUCUUAGGUGCUGGCGGACCAGCUGCUGCUGACGCAGGCCGAUGGGCUGCUGCGUGAGCACAUGAUCAGCAGCUGCUCCGCCACCACGCUGACGGCGGACCUGCUGUGCGCGGCAGGGCUAUGGCAGGAGCACCCUCACUGGGCCGCUGGCGCGUUGGGGAGGGCAGCAGACGGCGUGGUGCAGAGAUGGUGGUGGUGGAGGCGGAGGACAAGGAGGGCUCUGGCCAGGGCGGCCCACCCAUCAUGUGCGGCCGAGCCGCCGCAGGCACCUGAGUCUCGUGACAGCGCAUGGAAGGCUGCGUGUGCGUGUGUGUGUGUGCGGGUCGCCUGCUGCAAGUGCGGGCCAGGAGCAGGGGCGGGGUAUUGGUCAUUUGGUCGGUUCGAUGAGGUCUUAGGGCAUGUUGGAGAAUCUGCAAGCUUAUCGUACAACCAUCAGCAUGAGCACAUGGCCACUUGGCCGCUUGGCGGAGAGCCCGGUCAAACAUAGCUGCCGUACUAGCAAGGCCAGCUGGUGGGGUCGUACAUAUUUGUGAGCACUUGGGGAUGUACAGCUAGCUAUAUUGUGCAGGCGUGGGAAGGAGGGCAGUACGAGACGCGCAAUGCUGAACCGGCAGACUGCGGUGCUCGUAUCUGGUGUUUGUGUUGAUUGGGAACUGUGCAAUAGAUUUAGUGAUGACGACCCGGGAAUCCGCCAACCUGCCUUAACGUUGUCCCAUCGCACGCCAUGGCAGACUGCAGUGCUCGUUCUAGUGUUUGUUAUGCGGUACAAACUGCAAUGGAUCAAAUGAUGACGCGGUGGAAGUUGUUCUCGACGACAGGACCAGGCUCACGGCGCAAACACACGGCGGGCGAGGGCGCGCGCUGAGAUGCCAUCAUUGACGCGCUCCAACGUGAAGCAACCAUGUCCAGUUUGCACUACGCCCGGUACAGGCAGUAACCAGAACGGUGUAACAGGGCCAGCGCUGAUUGAACCCGCAGAAGCCACAACUCCUCACAUCACGGA
Molecule: messenger RNA, 2318 nt
Organism: Chlamydomonas reinhardtii
Lineage: Eukaryota; Viridiplantae; Chlorophyta; Chlorophyceae; Chlamydomonadales; Chlamydomonadaceae
Exons: 4
Coding region: 107-1168 (353 amino acids)
Cellular component (GO): ubiquitin ligase complex; cytoplasm
Molecular function (GO): protein binding
Source: RefSeq, a predicted model, not a curated record